AAGUAACAGUGUGUUGUCAAUGUAGGGAAAGUGGAGCUGUAAGAAUAUGCCUCACUCCUGUUUUAAGCCAACAGACAGGAAAGGCUGAGGCAGCUUUUUGGAAGUGCCGUGCCUGCUUUCCCUCCAAAGUUUUACCUGGCAAUGACCAAGUCGAUGGCAGAUGAGAGGAGAUCUCAGCUGGAGCAGUACCUUCAGAAUGUUACUUCAGAUUCGAAUAUUACCCACAGUGAUGCCUUCAUAGGUUUUUUCCGAAAGCUACAGCAGGAUACAUUUAAGAUCCAAACCCAGAGAGCCUUUCUGGAUGUUUACCUCGCUGAUGGCAGCAAUAUUAGACUUGAUAUCCAGACAUCGGACACUGCAGAAAGAAUAUUAGAGGUUACAUUGUGCAGGAUGGGGCUCUCAAGAGAAUUAAUAAAAUAUUUUAGUUUUUUUUUCUUUCAAGAUCAUGAUGAUGGAGCGCUCUCUGUGGUGAAAAAAGUGGCAGAAUUUGAACUUCCUUAUGUGAGUCUUCAGAGCAUGAAAGAGUUAUGCUGUAAGCUUGGGAUCAGAAAGUGGUAUAUGGAUCCUUCUCUUGAUACGCUGCUGAUGGAUUGUAGAGCUUCACUGGAUCUGCUAUAUAUGCAGGCAAUCCAGGAAGUUAAGAGGAAUUGGCUUAAACCAACAGAAAGGCAGAUGCAGGAACUUGAAUUUCUACAAAAAAAUGCAAACAAAGCAAAGUUCCUAGAGCUGAUUCGAGAAAUGCAGGUCUAUGGAUACAUACGGCUUGAUCCUUGCAUUUGUGACUAUCCAGAAGAAGGUUGCUCAGCUGACAUCUAUGUUGGCAACAAUGAGAUUAACUGCUGUAUAAAACUGCCUACUAACCAAAUCAAAGAGGUUAGCUUUAAAAUCAACAGGUUAAGAAGUUGGCAGGUUGCUUUUCUUGGUGCUACAAAGGAUGGUGAAGAUGACACUCUGGAACUCAGAUUUGAGUACAAUGAUUCAGGCACAUGGCAGUGGAUAGUUUUAUACACAAAACAGGCCUUUUUGCUCAGUAGCUGCUUGAAGAAAAUGAUAUCGGAACAGAUGAUGAAGGCAGCCAAAGAAGGCAAAGAAAUGGAGAUCAAGAUGCCUGAAUCCAUGAAAAACAGUAAGAAAUCCAGCAUCCAACAAAAGCAGGUAGUUCAUUCAGGUUUUAUAUCAAGGAAAAGAUUUUUGGUUAGGCCAAAUGAAGACGACUGUGUAUUUGAGAAAAUAAGAGAAGAGGACCUGUGAUCAUUUAUUUUAGAUACUGUCUUUCAAAACAAAUUGUCUGUGAAUAAUAAACGCACUGUUGAAACAUUGAAUUAUAAGGGGGGAACAUAGUCCUCGAUGUAAUUCCUUGCCUUUGCAGUGUUCUAGUAGUUACAACUCCUAGCAAACCAGUUUGAAUGGGUGCUGAGAAUCUGGAGUUGUCUUGCAUAAAUGCUUUUUGGGCUUUUUUCCCCUAGACUGAAACUGUUGAGGCAGAGAGGGUCAAUUACAAAUGGUGCUACAAUGUUAGAGGAGGAACAAGUAUUUACAUACCAGUUUAUGUUUCUGUGAGUAUUGGUGUAAUUGUUGUGAUGGCUGAACAGGCUCUUGCCCAUCUAGACAUGGUCUGGAAAAGGCAGGUAUCUCCUGUGAUCAUUCCCCUUACCAGGACCAGUCAUUCCUUCCCAGCAGAACAGACUGUUGUGGUGCCCUUAUUGACCUGUGGAGAGACCAUCAGCACUGAUGCAAAAGCUGCUGGGCUUUGGAGAAUGAAGGUAUUCGUGCGCUCUCCAGCAGGGUGUCGGGGAGGGCUAUCAGUUCAAUGUGUGUAGCUGUGCUCCAGAAAUUGUGCUGGUUUAUACUGACACUGGGGUAAGCAAGUACCUGCUGUAGCUGGGUAAAGGGGGACGUGCCCACACCACAUCCCCACGCUGCUUCCUACGGCGGAAGACUGAAGUGCCAUAUUCCAUAUCAGGCUUGAAGGAUCUUUGAUUCCUCUUACUGGCAUUGAUUUGAAAGGCAGGAUCAGGUGUGAGAACCAGGGAAAGGAAGUGAAAAUUAAAAAAAAAAAAAAA
Athene cunicularia (burrowing owl) is the source of this 2063-nucleotide messenger RNA. RefSeq names its product sorting nexin 31 (gene SNX31). The coding region runs from base 142 to 1251 and encodes 369 amino acids. Gene Ontology annotation, molecular function: phosphatidylinositol binding. Gene Ontology annotation, cellular component: early endosome. Gene Ontology annotation, biological process: intracellular protein transport. NCBI's taxonomy places the organism in Eukaryota, Metazoa, Chordata, Aves, Strigiformes, Strigidae. The record is from RefSeq and is a predicted model, not a curated record. The transcript is spliced from 13 exons.